UGUGGCAUACUCCUGAAAAUCAGUACUCUCAGCUUGAGCUUUGCUUCAUUUCCUUGAGCGCUCAACAUGCAACACUUUUGGCUCGCUCUUGUGACACUGCUCAUUGCCCUUCUCUUCUGGAAAUGGAGACGACCUCCAAACUUUCCCCCAGGACCCUGGGCUCUGCCUAUCAUUGGAAACUUCCUCCAAGUUAAUUUACACAACCCAGUCCCAGAUUUUAAUAAGCUGGCCAAGACAUAUGGCAACAUUUACAGCAUCUUUUUGGGUGGCACACCAGUUGUCAUACUGCAUGGGUUUCAGACUGUGAAGGAAGUAUUUGGGAAUUCUGGCUUAUUAUUUGCUGACAGGCCACCUGUUCCAGUUUUGCAGUCCUGCACGAAGAUGAAAGGUAUGAUCACUGCCCCCUAUGGUCGGGAGUGGAAGGAGCAGCGAAGGUUCACUCUCAUGAUGUUCAAAAACUUUGGUCUUGGAAAAAGAUCUAUGGAAUGCAGAAUUUAUGAAGAAUCAACAUAUUUAGUAAAAUCAUUUAAAGUAAAGGAUGGUUGCACACUGGAUCCAAACUUGCUGGUUUACCAAGCUGUUUCUAACAUAAUUUCCUCCAUUUUGUUUGGUGAUCGCUUUGACUAUGAUAAUGCCUUGUUUGCAGAACUGAUUGGCCAUAUUAAAGAAAUCAACAGAGUUCUAGCUGGAGUUUGGGCAGAGCUAUAUAACACAGUACCCUUCACCAGAAAGCUUCCACUGCCCUUUCGGAGUCUGCUCAGAAGUGCAGAAGGGCUCAGAAGUUAUGCAGCUAAGGUAAUAGAAGAACACAGAAGGACUCGAACACCAGGAGAUACCAGAGAUUUUAUUGAUGGCUAUUUAGAGAAGAUGGAAAAGAACAGUGAAAAUGGAUCAUUUUUCAAUGAAGACAAUCUGGUUGCUAUUAUUUUGGAUUUGUUUGUGGCUGGGACUGAUACCACAGCAAUUACUCUGAGAUGGGCAUUGCUUUUAAUGAUGGCCUAUCCUAAAGUGCAAGCUAGAUGUUAUGAAGAAAUUAAAUCAGUGUUUCAGACUAAAGGGAAACUUCAGUAUGAAGAUAGAUCUAGCAUGCCCUACACACAAGCGGUCAUUCAUGAAGUUCAACGCUUUGGAAAUAUUGCACCUGUUGCAGUACCACAUUCUCCAUUGAAGGACACACACUUGUUUGGAUACACCAUCCCAAAGGGUACACGGAUAUUGCCUGACAUGACUUCAGUGCUCUAUGAUGAAUUAGAGUGGAAACAUCCUAAUGAAUUUUAUCCUCCCCACUUCUUAAAUAAAGAUGGUGCUUUUGUGAAACCAGAAGCCUUUUUACCCUUUUCAAUAGGUCCAAGGUCAUGUAUAGGGGAGGGUCUCACUCGAAUGGAACUUUUCAUCUUUUUCACUGAGCUUCUGAGGCACUUUGAGUUCUUCUGGCCUGAUAAGACUACAUCACCUGACCUCACGCCAGUGUUUGCAGAGACACAGUCACCACGUCACUUCAUAGUAGGCAUAACGCACAGGAGCGACUGAUGAUGUUUGCAAGCUACAAGGUGUAUGACAUUAGGCUGUAACAAAAAGGACAGAAACAAAACUGGAUAAUAUCAGGCAAUUUAAAAUAUUUGUCUGGUCAGAUGAUUCUAUAAUACUGCAACACUGAACGAUGAAUUCCCAAUGUAAAUUACGUAAAUGCAUGCCUUUUUGUCAACUUGUCCCCAAGAUCCUAUGAGAAAACUUGCACAUUAUGGCCCUCCUGUGUAUUUCUUCUGUGCACAAUGAAAAGCUGUAACAAAUUAGCAACCAGGAACUCUUCCCCAAAGCAUUAUAUUAGACUUUAUUACUAUUUCUAAAGUUACUGGACCUGUCCUUCUUACAUUGCUAACUUUGACAUCAUACUCUUUCUGUUUUAAUCCAGCUCAUAUAUUUCUUAACCUUCCCCCCAACCCUAACAUCUUACUCAGGGUAACUGCUUCCUUACCUAACUCCCAUUCAGUCCAGCUCACCUGUUUUCUCUUUUGACUUUUCCCCUAUUUUUAUACUUGUAACUAGCAUCUCAAUUGAACUUAAGAACUUAUCAUGCUGACCUGCAUAGGUUUUACCUUUGGUGGACUAGCACACGUCAUGGGAGCUGUACAAUUGCAUAGCUUCAUGUUCUGUUUUGAUUUACAUCUCAUUUACAUAUUUUAGCUGUAUACUCAUUGAAUGUAUUCACUGUUUUUUAUUGAGAAUACUAAAUUGUUUGUCAUGUUAAAAUGACAUUCAGUUGAGCUCUCAUUUUUACACAUACAAUCAAAAUGAGAUGAAAUUUAUUGAAUAUCCUGCUUACUGUAAUCUAAUAAAAUUUAAAAGUAUGCAGUUACUGAAGCUACUAGAUACUGAAGCUGGAGCCCUGUGACUGGUACCAUUUGCAACAUUUUGAUACCAAAGGUUUUCAGUUUUCAAAAUGUUUAUUUAACCUUUAUCUGAACAUUUUCUGUUAACUACAUAUUCUGUUACUAGUAUAAUCUGAUACCACACAGACAUGUUUGAAACUGGAACUGAAUCAGUCACACCAAUAUCCUUACAAAAUAGAAAGACUGGAAAGAGUGAUGUACAACACUUUACCUUUGCUCUAUAUCUGGGUGGUGAAUAGAAGCUUUUAUUUGUCAUGUUUUUAGUAAAUGCCAAUAAUAAAUAAGGUGAGCAUGUAUAACGGGUAUGCAGAAGUGGGGCUGUCCACCAACUGUUUGUCUGUUGGCAUACUUAUCUGCCCUUAAUGACUUGUUAAAAUUUCUGCUGACUGCUUUUAUGUAGAAAUAGCAACAUAUCUGGAAGAUAUGUAUAUAUACACCUGUUGAUGGCUGAUAGCACAAGUAUGUCUUGCUUUACAAAGGAACAUCGUUUGAUGGAUUACUCAAAACCCACAGUAAAAAAGCACAGAUAGGAGUAAUGGAAUUCUGAGUUCUUUCAAAAGUAGCAAUGGUGACAAUACUAGAAUAAAUCUUGUGUGUAGUGGGAUUGCUCAGCUAGAAAUGCCCCUACAUAAGAGAUUUGCAUCAGUUAGUAUGUGCCUGUUUUUAUUUAUUUUCCAACAGUGAACAUAAGGUAGAGGAAUAACUCAGAAUAAAACACUAGUCCAUUGCAGGAUGACCCCCCCCACACACACACACACACGCACCCAUGCAGACACACACACACACACACACACACACACACACACACACACACACACACACACACACACACACAUGCCCACACAGAAAGUCAAAGGCUGUUGUGCCACUAUGUUGCUAGUAUGCAUGUGUGUGUGUAUAUGUUUUGAGUUGCAUCCAUGUGCUGCCAUGUGUGUGAGCAUGUUUUGGCUUGUGUUGAUCUUUUCAGUGAUUAUAUGCUUUAACCUGUGUUUGUUUUCAGUAUGUGGAGACUUGUAGAAACCUAAAAGAAUAAUGAAUACUGCUGUUAGUAUACUGUAUCACUGAAAGGCCAUAUACAAUUGUAUGGCAGUAUUGAAGCAUUGGCAUCCUUGUCACAAUAAUGAGUUAUGUUCAUUUCUUAUGUUAUUAACAAUAUGCUGCUCACAAUUUCAUAUGUUUUGAUCAGAUACUAAAUAAAUGUGAAAUGUUGAUGUAUAAACUGAA
Molecule: messenger RNA, 3614 nt
Organism: Protopterus annectens (West African lungfish)
Lineage: Eukaryota; Metazoa; Chordata; Ceratodontiformes; Protopteridae
Product: cytochrome P450 2J2-like
Exons: 9
Coding region: 67-1530 (487 amino acids)
Biological process (GO): xenobiotic metabolic process
Cellular component (GO): cytoplasm; intracellular membrane-bounded organelle
Molecular function (GO): heme binding; oxidoreductase activity, acting on paired donors, with incorporation or reduction of molecular oxygen, reduced flavin or flavoprotein as one donor, and incorporation of one atom of oxygen; iron ion binding
Source: RefSeq, a predicted model, not a curated record